GUGAUUUAAAAUUUCAAAACAGCUGCUUUGUCGUGGACGUGUGGAGACGAACAACCGCACUAACAGAGGUUUGCAUUACUAAAUUGUUACUGUUGGUGAGUUGAUUUAGCCACAAUAGUUUAAUGAUUUUUAUCCAACCUGGAAGGAAUUCACGAGUAAAUACACUUUGAAACAUUUCCAAGGGAUAAAUGAUGAGUUUUUUUCGUAGUAUUGUGUGUCCAAAACCAACUAGCCUUGAGGUUUCCUUUAAGUGACACAGAGAACAAGAGUUUUCUUCACAUUUUCCUCACAUUUGAACCUGAUUUAUUGGAUGUCAUGUUAAAUACCAUUUGAACAAAACUUCAACAGUUUUUGUCAUCAGCCAAGUAAGAGAUAUCUGAUUUUUUUUUUUCUCCUACUGUUUCAGGUGAAAAUGGAGGCUCUAAGUCACCAUCUGAAGUUGAUGAUUAAAGUUUUCAGGAGAGAAUGCCACAGGGUUUUAGACUCUGAGAGGACCACCGUUCAUGGGGCUGAUGGUAUGCUGAUGGUACUCCAGGUGGCCAUGGCUGAACUUAAUAAGCAGGUAAUAAUCCAGUUCUUCUGUCCCAACUUCUAUCCUCUUGUUAAUUUGAAUAUUUUUUGAAGUAUAUAAAGGUACAGUGUGAAGUAUUCAGCGGCUUUUGGUCCUCGAUGGCCACUGUUGCUUCACCUAUGGGAGGGGUGAGCAGGGGCACAUUUCAAAUUUAGAGUCAGACCACUAGAUAUCACUCAGUAUUCCUAUUUAUACCCCAAAUAUGACAUAUUUCAUCAUUUGACAUUCUUUGAUAGACAACCUUUUCCUUUUUAGCAUGGCAACAGUGGACAAGGCCUCUGGAGUGCUGGGUUUCAGAGUGCUUUAAGGCCUGAGGUUAACAUUUGUGUUCACUUCCGACGAUUUCUGUACAUGAAUUUAAACCAACCGAUCAAAGAAAACGUGGGAAUGCAUUUCAAUAUUUUGUGUUAUUAUUGUGAGUCAUCAAGCAGCGCCAGAAACAAAGCCGUACGCCCAAUUCACAUCAUCAUCAUGGCCUAAUUUAAUUGAACCAUCAGGCUGACUGUCAUCACGUCUAUAACUGAUGACAUUACCACAGAUUUCCGGCUGAGUCCGCUCAUGGCCCACUUUUGAACUGUAGUGGAAGGUCUUUUCUGCCUUUUCGGACUGAUUGGUUCCAGGCUGUCGAUAAUUACGGCUGCUGCUUUCACUGUUUUCUCUCUUCCUGUGACAGCACUGCGGAGAGUUCAAAGUGGCUUUGAGUGAUGUCCUGAUGGCCUGGAAACACUUACUGUUAGACAAACUUCACCUGCUGCCCUCUGACUUUUCACGCUUGGAGAACUAUGAUCUCAUCCGAGAGGCUUACGAAUCCUUCCUGAAACGCUCCAACACGGUGGACCUGGUUGAUAUCUUCUCCAUGUACAAACAGCUGAGGCUGGUGGACUCAGAUCCAGAUGAGCCUGUGAACGCGGUGAGCACACUGAUGCUGAUUGUGGGUGAUCAGAUUGGCUACUGAGUCACAGAUCAAUUGAUUUAUCCGCCUAAUUGCUUUUUUAUUCUUUCACCUAAAAGAUCCAGAUGUUUGACUUCUUAUCUGGCAACAUGGAGGUCCCAGAGCUGCCAGACUCUUCAGUCCCAUCAACGCCGUCUAGUCAAAGUAGGCGCUGCAGCUCACAGGUAGGGCCCAGUCCUGCUUUUAUACAGUAAUAAAAGGUGCUACUCCAUCAUAAACAAUAUAAAACCGCUCUUUCCACUUUGCCCUCUACCCUCACAAAUAUUUUAUUUUCAGGAAAAUAAAACACGUUUUCUCCCUCUGGCAAUAAUCUACACAUUUACUUCCUCAGUCCUCACUCACUUAAUUUCUGUCUGGACUGCAUCCUGCUCUCAUUGACAGGAACUCUAUAUCAUAUUGCUCAGAUUUAAGAGCACAAUGUGAAUUCAAUUACCAGGCACAUGUUUAAAACACAACAUAAUGUGGGGCUGGAGAAGAGCUUCUGUAACAGCGACCCCCCCCUCACACUCCUCUUUGUCACCUGUGAAUUUAUGAGUUUACUUAGUGGAAGCUCACCGCUGCACAAGCAUCGAGAGUGAUGUAACUUUUGGAGUUUAAUACGAGCUGUCAGCUGCUGAUUUUAGUAGUGUAGUAAAAAUCUUUUGUCCCCUUUGGUCGUUUAUAAACACAACCUGGGCUGGCCUGAAGUCAAAAGCUUUGCUGAAAGGAUAGUUUAACAUUUAAGUAAUGUGCUGUUGACUUUCUGAAGGAAAACUGGACGCAAAAAUUGAUGUUAAGCUGAUGUUAGCUGCUAAGCUCAGCACAAAGAUGAGAAACAGGCUCAAACACCUGGCCUGGCUUUGUGAAAAUUAACAAAAUCUGUUAUAAAAUGUCUUAAAAGCUUACUUAUAUACAGUUGAUAUAAAGCUCCCAUGAGGAAACUUUGGUUUGGGUCAAAUUUGGCGCCUCCUUUUGUCUUUCGUGUUCCUAGACUGAAGAAAAAAGUUCAGCAACUGUAAUAGUUAAAGCUAAUGAUUAUGUCUGUGUCUGUUUUUAAAGCAAUUAAUAUCAUGUUUGAGUACAGUAUAGGAAGACGUUGAUGUCAGAUGUUUGACAUUUACUGAGUGACUCUGUUAACAAGUGGUUUUCAGCCUUUUGCUACAGCAACCACGUCAAUAUUCUGCUGAAAGUCCCCAGUUAUCAGGGUCACUCCUUAAACCAUAACAUUAGUGGUCUUACCUUCUUUUUUAUUAGACUGAAAAAUCCUACUUGUACACCAGAAAAUUUCUUCAAAUAAAACAAUAAAACUAAAUUAACUCACAAAGAUUUAGGAAAACAAGAACCAAAAGCAAUCUAGCAACUGGGUUGAGGCCAAUAUCCACAAUAACAGAACAAUGGUCAGGUAUCAAGGUUUAUACACUAAUGGCAGAAGCUCUAAACAUGUGAGCAGUGUCAGUUCUUGAACAGUACUGUAUCUAUUUGUUUAUUUUGACUCAACUUUAAUGAUGCUAUGCUCUAAUAUCACCAGGUCAAAGCUGCAGUGAGGGGGGUGUUCUGCUCCUAUCUGAGUCUCCUCAUAAACUCCAAGAACGACAUGGCCUUGGCGCAAACCCUCGAUGUCCCCAGCCGCGCUCUUGGACGACAGGCUUUCACCGACAUAAAACACGCUGCACACAACAGCAACACUUCCCUCUUUCUGGUAAGAAACACAAGACUCAGCAUGCGCUUAUAGGCUUUAGCGAUGAUGUACACACGCUUGACAUCACUAGAAAAACAAAACUACGACAUUAAAGUGUCGUAAAUCCUGUCUUCUGCAUCAUUCUGGUUUACGUCAUGCCAUUCGCAGGCUGUGACAUCUUUUGUGAGAGCCAUCCAGCUCGGAGGGAAGGGUUACGCUCCAGCUGAGUCCGACCCACUGAGGAAACAUGUCAAAGGCCUGUCGGAGUUUGUGCAGUUUGUAGACAACCUGGAAGAUAUACUGGGGGAGAUUCCUGACCCAAGGUACACAAUGACUCUCAAUUCUUCUGUGGUUAUGACAGUGCAUGCUGGGAAAAUCAGCCAACAGUGAGAGGGCAUGUGGGUGAAGUUGACCUGCUAAUCGGCCAAAGAAGUGAAAUUGAUCAAACAAAUGAUGUUCUUAUUUUAUGAGGCUUGAAAUCCCAGUCAUAUGUUGUGUAUAAGCUGUAGUGCAGUCAUCUGCCACUAGCCGGGGCUGUAGCUCCAGUUAACGGCUGUUUCCCAUGAUGCUGUAGUGCUCAACUACCCAGAUGUAAACAAGCACAUUCUUGAGGCUCUAGACAGAUACUCAGGCUUCUGAUUGGCUUAAAUUUGUCAUCAAUGGCGUCAUUAUGUUGGUCAUUCUAGUGCGCCUCAUGUACAGAGGCCACAGCCCACGUCUCAGCGGUCACUUCUUCUCACACUCCUCAUCUCUCUCCGGCUCUCAUUUCUAUUAAAAGCAAAAUCAACUUUAAAGUAUUAAGUUGUGUCAGUUUAUCAUCAAUUUGCUCUUUUUAUGAGGUUUGUGGCUCUAAGACAUAUCUAAAAUAUCUCCAGAUUUACUCCACCUACUAAAAUUAAUUGCGUUGCUCAGGCUUUGCAAAUUAAGAAAAUGAGAUUUAAUCACAUUUAAUCUUGUUUCUUGCAGCAAUUUAUUUUCCAGAUUACUACAUUUGUAAAUCCCUUGUUUGCAGAAGCUAAUCCUGAGAGUGCUAAAACAAGCAACUCCAAGUACUACGUCUCUAUUAAAAGCUCUGUUUACUUAAUUGACAUCUAAUACUCAUAAGCAUGUUUAAAUUCAGAGAAAUCACCCUGAGCUGAUUAGGGGAACUCAAAGGUUCCAAGAAAAGUUGUGCGUGCGUUUCUAUCUGGCAGCACCUGAGGUCAAACACAGUCAGCAGUGUGAUUUAUGACGGAGUUGGAUUUUCUUCGAAUUGCUUCACUUCUUUAUGCAAUUCAACUCGCUUCUCCCUCUUGUGUGGUCAGCUCGUUUCUUUUAGUCUGAAUUCUGAAGCUGAAACUCUCUCAGCUCUUUGCGUGUGUGUCGCUUCUUUCACUGGUAGGGAUAUUUACAGGCCUGGCAGACACCUGUGCCCUGAAAUCACACCUAUGAUCAUAAAAAUCCACCUGUUCCCCUGCAUGUCUCUCUAUCAUAGUCUUUAAAUCUAUGUAAUGAUGCUCGUCUAAGCUUCUCAUGAUAGCAUUUGGAUUGCUAAAGCAUGUUGAUCCUCGCUAGAUCAAAGCUUCUCUUUUUGUUGAAUAAUGUGUUUGAGCUCUUACUUUGAUGAAUUAUCAUCAAACUGCAGAUCAUUCUUGAAAUCAUUACAGAUUAUUUCUGAUGUCGAAGCACCUGGCAACACAACAAAAAGGGUUAUCAGAGAUGAUUUAGCCUCUCCGUCUUGUGAGGGGCUGAGCUCUGAGGUGAAGCUGUUUAGAAGUAUGUUAGGUCUUAUUAGCGAUGUUAGCUUCCCUCAGCCGAGCCAUAACAACACACUCUGAUGUUUGUGUAGUAGUAGACUCGGCUCUCACUGCUCUUCAGAGGGUUCUCAGUUCAUGCAGACUGAGAGAGACACUGAUGAACUCGGCCAACACGUGUCUUUCAACAGGCAGUGCCUGUACGCUCUCAGUGGAGUACUGUGUUUCCUCAUACAAACACCUUCUGUGGAGAGUUCAGGGCCUUUGUUCACCGAACAUCUGUUUUCCCAAAUGAUUCUGUUACUGAGCCCGGCUCGCUCACAUCAGAGCUGGGUCAGGGCUGGACCACCUCCUCUCCACCUUACUCUCAAUCUUUUUCCAAUACACUUCAGUCCACUUUACAGGAGUUGCAUUAUGAAUAUCAGAGACGCCUCUGAUGCUGGUUGAUACAGUGUACAGAUACUCAGUGUAGCCUACACAGCAGCCUCAGUAAUAUGCAUUAUAGCAGAAAAAGAAUCUGCUUUAGUGUAUUUCUCACACAGUUGUUACACUUGGCAGCUAAUUCUUACAGUUCCAGCUCCAAUUUACCUCAAAAAGACUUUUGGAGGCUUUUCUGGGUUUACCAAUUUAGGAAAAGUCAAACAUUUUGUUAAAUUUUGGCUGAACUCUGGAGCCCUAAUGACUGAAACCCGUGUCCCAGAGGAAAAAAGUUAAAAAAUAAAUGCAGCUUUGGUGACCGUCACUGUGUUUCUUUUAUUCUCAGCGUAUGUGGAGCCAAGCUACUGACAGCCAUCAGGGCCGUGCUGGUGAAGGGUCGCAGCAGUGGAGAUGCAAUUCACACUGCAGCAGAAGAGACAACAACAGAGCUGAAGGAGAGGAUCUGCCAGCUCCACCAGAUCCAGAAACAGAAAGCCAGUGGCAGUGGGACGGGGAUAAGCCCGGCCAGGGUAAUGUACAACCUCUGCUCUCCAGCCAGGCAGCGACAGUUCUGGCUUUUGUGUCCCUGCAUUCACACAAAACCCAAUUCAUCUCCCCGAACAGUCAAGCCUAUGAGGUAAUGAUUGUUGUGUUGCUGUUUUCAUCCAGCCAAAAGCGUACGCAGUCAAUCACGCCACAGCUUAUGGAGGUCGGGACACGGUGAAGGUGCUGUUGGCGCUGCUGGAUGAAGAGGCUGUGACUCCUCCAUGUCAGAAUAAAGCAGACCUGCUGUCUGAGGAUCAGCCUGUCCUCAACGGAGCCGAGGGGACCUGCAUCCUCACACUCUUCAGGUUAUCCAUGCAGAUGAACUUUAAUGCCUUUCUUCUUUCAAGCUGUGGCCAAAUAUAAGAGAUUCAGAUUUCUGGGCAGGUUUCCAGCCAUGUUAAAGAUCACUUUGGUUUGGGCUGUCCCAACAUAGGGGUGCUAAAACAUGGUGCUAUGGGUGGGCAUUCAGGAACCUUUGCCAGCAUGAAGAAAUGGAUUGUAGAAACUGAAAUAUUUAUGCACUAAAUGGUACCAGAACCCCUGGUGAAAACACAGAAUUUAUUUUGUUGACUUUGUUUUUCUCAAAAAAGGUCACUUAUACCACUUUUACUUAUCCCAUAAUUCCAAGAAUGAGUUAGAAUUCUGAUUUCUGAUUCUGAUCAGAAUUUGGAAAUUUAACUUCGGAGUGCCGAAAAAGGGGGAGUUCUGAGGGAAAACUCAGAAUUCUGAUCUUUAUCCCAGAACCCUGAAAAAAGUCAGAAGUCUGACUCAGAUCUCAGAAUUUGACAAACUCGGAAUACAGAGAAGAAAAAGAAUUCUGAGUGUCAAGUCAGAGUUCUAAGGAAAAAGUUGUACUUCUGACUUACAGCUCCAAAUUCAGGGAAAAAAAUUCAGCCCUGAACUUUUUAAUAGCCCUUAUCCUCUCCAGUAUCUGUCUGAUAGGACUUAAACUUUUGUUUUAUGACGUGAGUAUUUCCAUAACCGCAGGAUUCAGCCAGAGUGGGAAAUCCCCUCUAACAGAGAUUACACCAACAUGAGACUCUACAACUCUCCUCUGAAAGUGUAUAGAGGAAAAUCCUCCCACACCACACUGGAAAAACUUCUCCGGUCAAACCUGUGAAAUCAAAAUAACAACAUAGAAAAAGCCACUGGAUGUGGUCGAGGGGCUUACAUUAUGCCCGAGGUGGAUAACAUUGAAUUGCUGAUGUCCAACAUGUUGCAAGUUGGACGUCAGCUCAGUCUGGCCUGUUGGUGGUGGGAUUAGUAAAGCUGAAAUAUCAAGUAGAUGGAGUUUUAAAGGUGCAGUUUCAAGUCUUUGUUUUCAAUCUAACAGCAUGACCUUUGCAGGUAUUCUAAAUUAUUACUUUUUGUAAAUGUCUUGCGUUUAUUUGCUCCUCAGAUCCCCCGAAGUGUCGACUGGAUGUUCUCCAGAACCUCUAAAAAGCCGAGUCCAGAGCCGACUAGACCUACUUAAACCCAAGGUAACAUGGGCCCCUUCAUCCAAGAGCCUCAAAUCCAAACCAUCAGUUACUUCAAAUUGAAUCAGAUGUACAAACACUGAAAAUAAUGUCUUUACAUCCUGUAAUUUCUCCCUGGUAUUAUAUUAUUUAUUUUCUUAGCUGAAGCUCACAUCUUAACUGACUUCCACCGUUACCGUUUGCACAGCUGUGUUUUAGCUCUGAGUGUUGGUCUGAGGGUGCCGUGUAAAUCCAGGGCAUUAAACGGCUCAUUCGAGAGGGAUUCAAACCAUUAACCAAUCCAGAUGAUAAGUUAUUCUAUUGUCAGAGGCGGCGCUCGGCUCCAUUUGCUUACACUGCACAAUACAAACAUACAGCAGAUCCGAUAUCUGGGUCUCACUUCCUUCCUUCCUGUGAGCUCAGCUGUUUGGUUUUCACCUGGAUGUUUUCUGCGCUCUGUGGGAGAGAAUCUGUAACAUGAUGAUACAACCUUUGUUGUCAUUAUAUUCCUCAUUACACUUACUUUACUGUUAUGCUCGAUAGCAGUUAAUUUAUGUGUGUUCAGGGAGGUAAAGGGUUUUUUCAUCAGGCGCUCAAGUAUAAUAACAUCCACUCAGGGCUGUAUUUUAUUACUUAACCACAAAGCCUGACUGAUGGUGUUUUUGGUGGGUGUGGGGCUGUCUCCUGUACUUUAUUUGCAUUAAAAAAAUCUAACCAAAUAAUAAAAUAUAAUAUGUUUACUUAUUUUGACUAAGAUGCACACUGAGCCAAAAUGACAAAGUAGGCUCAAGGUAGUUUAGGAAAACGUUUCUGCAGUACAUAUCAUAUCCACUGGGGGCACUGCUGAGACCAUUUUUUUCCUUUUAAAUAUGUCCCAUUAACUGAACAAGUGGGGGAUCUUUCACAGUGUCCUGUUAGGAUUUAAAGGUGGGGUAGGCAGGAAUCCGUUAAAGAAGCUUCUUUUUUUGUGGUGUAUAUACAAAAAAGCUUUUAAUAUCAGCCAACAGCUAUUAGUUAUUGAUGACAUUUGGUAAUACAACCAUAUCGCUGUGUUUUGUCAUGUCUGUGUAGUCAACAUUUUACAUUUUUUGGGGCCCCGCUCAGUCUGGCUGUAAACGAAGCCCUUUUCCUUCCUCCCCCCCGACCUGAUUGGUUGUGAGGCAGACGCUGCUCCAUCAUGUUGUGAGGCACGCUCCACGCCCUCCAAUAACGUGCAUGAGCCCAUACAAAAUUAGCGUGCUACAAUAUCGGACAGUAGGAACCAACCAGAAAGUACGAAAAACACAAGCAAUAAAAUAAAGUAAAUACCGGAGACUCUGGCGGAAUAACGGGCGCUUAAAACAAAGGUAGACCGGACAAGAGCUAAAAAGGCGGGUCAACAUCAAUGAAGCAUAAAUGCUUCGGAGACGCUUCGGGAUCUUACGGACCCUGUAACCUUUUUGCUGCACAGAUAAACCGCUUUAACAAAGUUAGCCAAGUGUCUGUAACAGAAAUGCUUCUUGUCAAACGGGAUCUACUGCGUGUUGAAGCGCCGCUAAACUGUUGACCUCGGGUCCUGGACUAUGUCACUUUAUCCUAGAUGUAGAAGUCCUGCAAACAUUGUGUUUGCUGGUAGUCUGUUGGCAUCUACAGUAGCACCAAUACUUUUUACUUUCACGUUGACUGGGCCCCAUUUGUAAUUAUCUGAAGUAUUUAUCUGCAUUAUAUCUGAAUUUAAUUGGAACGAUACGAGCGAGCAGGAGUGUCUGUUUGUGGGCUAACUGGAGCAGAAAGGGAGGGGAGAGGAGGAGCUGAGGGGAAAACUGGUUGGGAGGGGUAGUUUUUACUUUCAAAACUUCUCUCAAAAACUGGCACUGCCUCAGAUCCUGCCUACCCCAUCUUUAAAUUUCCAUUAAACAAAAUCAAUUUUCUCACUUGUCUACUAAUAAGUACUAAUCAUGGUGACGUGAAGCAAGCUUUAAAAAGUAUUUACAGUGCAAUUUAGUUUAACUGAUAAACUUAAAACCCUUCUUUUAAAUUUAUGAAAGACACAGGCUUUACUGCAGUCUGUCAGCAGGGGGAGCUCUAAAUCAUUUGGCUUCACUUUUGAGGAGCAGUCAUGUCACACAUCCUUUUUACAUACAAAUCAAAGUAUGUCCACAGUGUUUGGGAAAAUGUCCUAGAGGGAGCUGAUGAGUCAACCUUAGGGUGAAGAUAUCAAGUUCGAAAAUGGCAAUCAUCUGAACGUGUAAAGUUUGAAAAAUAAUCUAAUAUCGGGUUCUCUUGAAUUGAUCUGAAUGAUUAGAAAUAUCACGUGUGAUUUUAACAAUACAGGAGCAGAAUUAAUAUGAACUAAUAUGAAAUUCAGGUUUUGUUUACGCCACUCGCUGGCCCUGAUCUUCAUCUUUAAAAAUCAGCUAAAGGUUGCAAAACUAAAAUACCAGAGAUAGAGAAGCUCUUUAUGAACACAUGUUGAAAACUUUGAUUAAGCCAAUGAAAUUAAUCCAAUUUAAAAACUAGAAUUAAAAUGUAGUCUAAAUAUUUCUGAACAGAAAUUGGAUCAAACUCAAGCAGAAAAGUUUUUAAUAUUUUUCAGACUUUUUCUGCAUCCUCCUCAGCUCCAAAAACUGCUGAGUCAUCCAAAACCUCAGCAGGUCCAGCUUUAGAUUAAAAUGCGAGUCUGAUAGUUGAACAUGAAGUAGCUCCUCUGUGUGAACUCUGUGUGUGCUAAACACAUUGAGUGAAAUGGCUCCUUGAUUUGAUUGAGCUAGCAGAUGUCAUUUUAGCUCCCCACACUCUGGCUGCCUUCCUGUUUGAGAGCGCUGUAAUGGUCCCUGGGCAGCUCACCGCUUCCUGAACUCGGCGAGCGGAAGCUUUCUGCAUCAAUUUCACUUUGAAGAUGCCAUAUCAGUCGCGUAAUUCGACUAGCAAGGGAAACUUGAAAGGUUAUUGUUUCCUGUUGUCUGCCGAAUGACUUUAUCCCAGACGUGUCCAGCGGUUUCAUCAUGCGCUGACGUCAACUGAGAUGGACAGAUUUAGUUUCUGCUUUUGGGACGUUUCCAAAUCGCUUUCUCAGUGCUGCAGACGAUCAAAACACAGACAACACUCUGCUCACACUCUCCAUGUGGCGGUAUGUGCGCUCUCGGUCUCAGACGGUGAUAGACGUGAUGGUGCACCUGUUCCUCGUUCUCACUUCUAUCACCUGAGUGUGAGAACAUACGUCAAAACACGAAUUGUUUGCACCUGUUUUUGGACGCUCUAUUAGGAAUGUGUUGAUCAGGUGUCGUGACAGAGGUUAUUUCGGGACAUCCGUCUUCAGAGGAAUGAGGGCUGUCUACCCGCAUGGGGCCACGUCGGGCUCCCACCUGUUGUAAUUGGAUUAGAUGUUCUCCGUCAGUCGCAGUUUGGCCGUGUUCACUCUUCCAUCCCCUCCCAUUGUUUCAGGGGCGCUCCAGAUAUGUUUUAUGAACAUGCAGCCAGGGCUCCAUACAUUGUGUGCCCAGUUAUUGAAGUGUGCCUCAUUCUGACGGUUGUUUUAUGUUCUGAUAAGAAGUUCUUUUGAAAAGCACAAAGGCUUUGAUCCCUUUGUGCUCCGAGGACCCACCCUGCUUUGCUCGCUCUACUAUUUCCCUCAGAUUUUUCCUCCCUACUGUGGCCCACUGGCCUGAAGGGUGAAAUCCUUGGAUUGUGAUAAUCCCGAGCAGACGUAGAUCAAACAGUAGAUAAAAAGCAGAGGAUCUUGUUUUCCUCAGGGCAAGGAUUGGAGCCUCCGGUAUCAUUCACAUUGUUGUAACUAACUAGUCUGAAAGGAUUUUUAAUGAGAGCUGCUGCUUCUCUGCUUUUGACUUGUGAUUGUUUUGGGAUAAGAAACUGUUUCCCUUGUUUGUUUGACGUGUUGUAAACUUGGGCCUCUGUUGGGUUUAUCCACCUUUGCCAAUGACAGUGGCCUUCGUCAUCUGAGACAGAGUCCCCACAGCCAUAAAAUAUGAUCAGUUAUCUUUGUGUAGAGCCAAAUCACAGCAAAAGUUUGCAUAAAACUUGAACUUUUGCAUGAAUUCCUCGCCUUUUGGGAUUACCUGUUCUUGAAAUCUCAGGGACUACGAAUUUUCUGUCCCAAACACCGAAAUGAAUUCAAGAAUCUUUUUCACCAGCCUGCUGAUACUGUUGACUGCAUAACACAUAGAUGUAGUCUCAGUUCACCUCACCUGUUGGUUUCUGGAGAGACGUUUCAAAACCUAACACCACAUUGGAAAUUUUCUAUCAAUGGCCUAACAAGACACUAAGAGUUUGGGCUAAGAUGGGUCUUUGUCAGUCAGACUCUUUGCUAAUAUUGAGGGGAAAAAAAGAGUCAUCCAGAUCAGAAUCCUUGUUGCACCCGACUGUAAGCACGUCUAUUUUUGCUGUAGAAAUUGGCUUUUUAAAAUGGGUGUGUAUGUCACUUCUAGUGCUUUUGGAGCCAGCCUCAAGUGGACAGUAGAGGAACUGCAGUUUUUGCACAAGAUUUUUGCAAGAUUGGAGUUUGACACUUGGAAAUGUCAUGUGUUUACAUGUAACAACCAUGCCAUCCAAUUCAUAGCAAAUAAUAGGUUUCUCCUGUCUUUGCUUACUCCAGGCCAAAGAUCGAGUCAUCAGAUCCCAGUUCGCAUGCACAUACAAAGAUGAAGAGCCACCGCUCAACCGGGUGCUAGAGUUCCCCAGCAUGAGCCAGGUCCCUACCUGUGUGCACCCAGCACCCAAACUCAAAACCAUCUCAGCUGUGGACGAGGAGAGCAAGUCUGAUGAAGAGGACGCGACUACAGGUACAGAUUUAAUGUUAACACGAUCAAAUCAGCAGAUACUGUAAAUGCGCUUCGAUGUAUGUGGGGAAAAAAAGCUUAAACAAAGGUUCGAUUUGUGUUUCCACUGACACCAUAAAGCUGGACUCAGUCCCAGGCACACCCUCUCAGCUCCAGCCUUGACCCCUUCUCAGCUCCGGCCCUGGGACUAUAGUGCUGAUACCAUUAGCUGUUAAACGAAUCCCCUGUUCUAUAAAACCUGCUCACGUCCACAUCUGUAGUAAAAACCAAAAUCACACUCACACACACACACACACACACACAGACUUUUUGCCCAUUUCCCCCUCUGUCUUUUGUUCCGUGGGAAUUCAGGCUGAGCUCCAUCAGGUUACAUGACAGAUGUUAAAUUUCAACUCUACAGAAUAAACACACAGCCUGCUUCAGCUAGCAGCGAACGUCAGCAAUUUCGUCACUGCAGUUUUUUCCUUUUUUUCCAACACGGUUGUCACAUUUGCUUUUGCCCUGCUUCAAUCUUUCCAGACAAGCCCACUUCUGCUGCUGAAAAUAAGAAACAGAGCGGCGAACAGCGGGGAGCCGUCCUCGAGCCAAGAAGUGGAAAUGCCCAAAACAGAAGCAGAGGAAGUACAAGGAAAACUGGCGCUCAGAUACAAAACAAGGGCAACAAGAGGAAGCAGGUGGAUUCUGACCAGCAUGGGGGAUCCGAAAAUGAGCCCCCACAGAAAAAACAGCCAGUGAGUGUCCCAGCGAAAAUACCUGGCAAGAAUGUGGGCAAGACCUCAAAUAAGAAGAAGCUGAUAACGGGGCAGGGAAAACUCACCAGCUUCUUCAGAGUUUAACGGUUCUUUGUAUCGCUUAUGAAUUUUAUACGGAACAGAGGUUCUUUGAAAAGGUGUUCCUAUGAAACUUCAGAAGAGUUUUCACUCUUUCCCUGUCCUUGUUUUGAAUGUCUGCUUUCCCCAUAAUGUGUCAAAAAUACUUUUUUCAGCCUUAGUAAAUGUUUUAACAGCUAUUUUGGUUCAGUUUUAGAGGAAAAUGCUUGAAAUUCAUCAGCUAGAUUGAUCAGCUAUUAAGUCUGGUAGAUGGUUUUUGUUACAUUUUCAACAGAAGCAGGAAAACUUUCUCCUUAAUUUCCUCUUUUUUUUUGCAAACACUGAGCCUACGGUUGGUGUAGCUCUAUAUUUGGCACACACUGUGGCAUCAGUCGUAUACUUUAUCCCUUAGAAAGAAAGAAGGGGGCAGAUUCUCCCAAUGGAGCACCAUUCUUUACCUGUACAAUCAUUGAUGUAAAUACGAGCCAGACUUUACUUUUUAAUAAAUGUUUAUUUUGUUUUAUAUUUUUGUGCACUCUGAUUGUUUAUUAGAAGGAAAUACAGUCACGGUUCACACAUUUAAGGAUGGAUUUUUUUACAAUGCAUUCGAAGGAGAGUGAAGGACAUUUAAACUUCCCAGCAGGGUCGGUACACUCUGCCGAUCAUACAACGAAGAACUGGAAAGAGGUAAAAGACAAGAAAAUCAGUCAAAGUGAACAAAAUGUGUCAAUAUUUGUUUAUGGUUUACAAUAAACUUCACUGAACUUUGGG
This is a messenger RNA of Xyrichtys novacula (pearly razorfish), 13688 nucleotides long. The record is from the annotation of a GenBank genome assembly. NCBI's taxonomy places the organism in Eukaryota, Metazoa, Chordata, Actinopteri, Labriformes, Labridae.